CUCGUCUAUCCCUUUUUCACAGAGUUACAGAGCUCUACAACGUUUCAGUCUCAUUUCUGCUUGAACACUGUGCUUCUUCAAUUCAAAGCUCUUUCAUCAUCGCCAUGGGUUUCUUCGACCUCAACAUACCUUACGACGAGCAUUCAUCAUCAUCAUCUUCGUCUUCUUCUUCAAGUAGGAAUCGCAUCAGGAUUGUGGCCAAACUCAUGGAGCUCGGCUACUCUGGUAUUGCCUACAACCGUACAGUCAAAGGAGUGAUGUCCGAUCGAGAUCGUUGUUCUAUUCCCCUCCUCAACGUUUCAUCUCUUCACAGUAUCCUUCCAUCCUUCUCCGCCUCCGUAGAGUUCCAUCGGGAUCUCCUCGGCGUCCCACGGUCCUCUCGUUUCCGGCAGUACACGCGUCUUACUAUUUCUGUUAACAGUUUGCACGAGGUUAUGGCUGUCAAUUCUGACAACCUUAUUCUGAAGACCUACGAUUUGAUUGCUGUGAAGCCUCAUAAUCAGUAUUCUUUCGAGCAGGCUUGCGAGAAAUUGGAGAUAGAUAUAAUUGCCAUUGAUUUUGCGGAGAAACUUCCUUUUAGCUUGAAGCAAGGAACGAUUAAAUCUGCAAUUCAGCGUGGAGUUUACUUCGAAAUCAUGUACUCUGAUCUCCUUUCCGAUGUUCAUGAUAGGAGGCAAACAAUAUCCGCUGCUAAGAUCUUGGUGGAUUGGACUAAAGGAAAGAAUCUCAUAUUAUCCAGUGCUGCCCCCUCUGUAAAUGAAAUCAGAGGACCUUACGAUGUUGCAAACUUGUCAUCAUUGCUAGGUGUCUCUAUGGAAUGCGCAAAAGCUGCUGUUUCAAAAAACAGUAGGAAUCUUAUAGCUAAUGCUCUAAAGAGAAAGCAAUUCUACAAGGAAACCAUUCCAGUUGAAAGGAUAUCAUCAGAUGAUAAAUUAGAUCUGAAUGACCCUUUGUCAGCGGAUUUGUUCAAAUGGGAUCCUAUAUCAGGUGGUGCAGGUGAUUUUUUAUUGGAUGAUAUAGCAAAAUCUUUUGCUGCCUCUAAUGAAAAAUUGGGAGGUGUGAAAGCCAUUGACUUCAAUUCAGUCAUUGACGACGUGCCACCACAAGGUUUCCUAGUCAAGAAUGUAAUAUCAGGCUCCAAGGCAAAACUGUUGUCGAAUGAGAAAGGCAAAAGCAUUGUUGAAGAAAUUGCGCAGCCAAAGACCUCAAAGCUGGAAGAACCUAUUGAAAUGGACAUUGAUAACGUGCAAUUGAAAAACCCACUACCCAGUAGCGUAUUAAGUGCAGUAUCAGCAAAUGAGCUUCUGAAUUCUCCUACAUCUACCAGAGAUGUAUCAGCUGUAGUUUUCGGAAAUGACAGAAAAGAAAUUUCUAAAAUGGAGGCUGUUGAUUCUCAUCAGUAUGAAUAUGGUCUAAAAAGUUCUGAUAUAUUGACUGGUUCAGAAAAUAUAUUGAGGGACAAAACUUCUACUAAUUUGGUUUCAGAAGAUCAAAAGAAUGUGAUAAUGGACGGUACAUUUACAGCUGAGGAAUGUUUACUUGAUGCAAGACUUGGGAAGCCUGGGGAUGUGGCAAUGGCUGAUUGUCAGGUUUCUCCUCUUGGUUUGAAAGAUGAUCAUUUGAUCUCGAUUCGACAACAAACAUCUGAGGUGUUAAUGGAAGAGCAGAAUAGUGGAGAAGCUGAUCCAGAGAUCACACAACCACCUUCCGAUCAGUAGUGUAUAUCUGGUGUGUUGUCUACAGGUACCUAACUCCCAUCGAGAUAUCAGACAUGGAAGCUUGUUUGUUAUCCUCCCCUUUCAGCCUUUGUUCUUCUGAUUUGGAUACUUGAGUAUAUUUUCUUCACUGUAGUAUUCAUAUUAAAGUGAACAUUAAUAUUCAACUAGGAGCCGCCAAGCAGUUGACAUAUAUGCAACAAACAAGCUCACUUCUUCACUGUAACCCCACAAAAUAUUAUCAGUUUGGGAUAUACCAACUGAACUGAAACCUCCAUGUAAAUGCAGGGAAAUGCCCAUCGAAACGAGAAGACAUCAUCCAGUGUCAAAGCUUUCGCUUGGGGUUAAUCAACCCUCUGGCCUUCAAGAAAGCCCCUGAAACGUAUACAGAGAAGUAGUGAUCAAAACGGAGGGGACAUCACCCAGUGCUAUUGCUUCCGUUCAAGCGCUCAAUCAAUCUGCUAGCCCCAAGAAGUUUUUAAAAAUCCUUUUGUAGCAGAAGAGGCCAUGGCUAAGCCUGAGAAGUUGGGGCUCAUUCUCAGUGUAAUGAACCAACCAAUUGACCCACCAGGGGAUCCAAACUGUAGGAGGCUUGGAAUUCCAUGAAUCUUCCCCACUGCUUGUAAAGCCGCAAAGCACUUCAUUGGUGGCAACACACAUUCUCACCUUAAAAUCACCGGCUUGGAAGAGCGGCCGGCUGACAAGACUCUCAGCUGUGGGUGGCGGUGUCGAUGACGACGAUGAAGAAAAGGUGCGGUGGAGAAGAUUAUUGGUUGUUCGGAGAGAAGGGUUAAGGAGGCUAAAAGAUUGGUCUAAUAAAAAUCUAUUAGUUGGUCGACGAAAUGUUAGGGGUUGCGGCGGAGAAGUCGCUGAACCGUCGCCACAACUGUCGGAAACUUCAGAUUUCCAAAGCUUGACAGAGGAAUCGGGCAACCAGUCAAAAUCAACGCUUGCGAGGUCGGCGGAGGAAUGCGAGACGGCGGAAAGAAACGGGGAGAAGGCCAUGGAGGACGGCGGCGCGUGAAGAAUAUGAAAGAUCCGAUCGGUGGGUACGUGAGAAGAGGGAAGAGGAAGCUCGGGAGAGUUGGAGAAUGCAAAUGCAGCAUUGAGGGACUACUUAUCCAUGCGAGUUCGGUUGAUGACGUGGAAUAUGACGCCACUUAUUAUUAUUUUUUUCAUUUAUUCAUUAUGGAAAAAGCACGCAACUUUAAAAUCGUUGACUCGUUUACUGUUAUUAUUUAGAAAAAAAAAUAGUCUCUGUUGGUUA
Molecule: messenger RNA, 2982 nt
Organism: Cucurbita maxima (winter squash)
Lineage: Eukaryota; Viridiplantae; Streptophyta; Magnoliopsida; Cucurbitales; Cucurbitaceae
Exons: 8
Coding region: 105-1718 (537 amino acids)
Biological process (GO): tRNA processing
Cellular component (GO): nucleolar ribonuclease P complex
Molecular function (GO): RNA binding
Source: RefSeq, a predicted model, not a curated record